Brienomyrus brachyistius is the source of this 1998-nucleotide messenger RNA. RefSeq names its product properdin-like. Lineage: Eukaryota; Metazoa; Chordata; Actinopteri; Osteoglossiformes; Mormyridae. Bases 194 to 1540 code for a protein of 448 amino acids. The record is from RefSeq and is a predicted model, not a curated record. The transcript has 9 exons.
CAAGGGCCAGAUCACACAGUUCAUCAACCCUGAGCCCUGGAUGUGUGGGUGGGAGCGAGUGUAGAAGGAAGAGAGCAGGAGGAGGAUCUGUGGUAUGAAAAGGAGGUGCCCAGGAGGGAGGCCCCGAGUGAGACCGAGUGGAGCAAAGCAGCCACAAGUGUAGAUACCUCGAGAGGAAACUGCAGGGACCCUCAUGCUGCUGUGGGUAGUACAAACAGUGCUGCUAUCGGCCCGGAUUUCAGGGGGCACUACACCUCAGCGCCAGAUGGUGGAGUGUUUCUCUAACUUCGGAGUGGAAUCCGGGAGUUGCAGCUCGCUGCUCGGCCGCGUGUCGCAGGACGACUGCUGUCUAAACCCCCGUUAUGGCUUCCAGGAUGAUCACGGGAAGUGCCGCUCCUGCCGGCCCGCCUCAUGGUCCGAGUGGAGCGAGUGGAGUCACUGCACCGUGUCCUGCCAGGAGGGUGUACGGCAGAGGAGACGCUUCUGCUAUGGGCUGGGUGACUGCGAGGACACGGAGGCCCUGGGGAACCUGCAGACUCAGUCUUGUGAAGACCAAGCCUGCUGCCCACAGUCUGGGGGCUGGACAGAAUGGGGCAAGUGGGGAGCCUGUUCUGUGACCUGCCGGAAAGGAAGCAGGAGCCGUAGGAGGAUGUGCGCCAACCCCCGCCCGAUCUGCGGGGGCAACUGUGAGGGAGAAGAUACUAUGACUGAGGAAUGUGACACAGGAACGUGUCCAGUCCACGGAGCCUGGGCAGAGUGGAGCCCAUGGAUGCACUGCAGCAGGAGCUGUCUGACAUACAGCAUGGCACUACCCACCCGCCACCGCACCAGGAACUGCACAAACCCGGAGCCCUCUGAGAAACCCCCAGGAAUGCCCUGUCCUGGCCAAUCUUUGGAUGUGCAGGACUGUGACAACCUGCCAAACUGUCCCGUGGAUGGCGGCUGGACUCUGUGGAGCAAGUUCUCAGAAUGUUCUGUGACCUGUGGUGUGGGGCAGAGAGUGAGACUACGGCAGUGCACUUCCCCACCUCCCCAAUAUGGGGGUCAGGACUGCUCUGGAGAUUCUGUCGAAAGAGAGCUCUGUAACACACGUAAGCACUGCCCAGUGGAUGGCCUGUGGUCAGCGUGGACACCCUGGGGCAAAUGUGUAAGACAGAAUAGAAACAUCACCUGUAAGACAUAUGCGGGCCGACAGAUGCGGGAGCGGAGCUGCAGGUUCACAGCCUGGGAAGGGAAAUCCUGUCCCGAAAAUCCGGGAAUAUCGGAGAGCCGGGUCUGCUAUGACAUCAACAAGUGCGAGAUGCAUGGCAAGUGGAAUGAGUGGAGCGAGUGGAGUCUCUGCAAGCCCAGCUGUGGACCUGGAGCUCAGAAAACCAGAACGCGGGAAUGUCAAGUAGACGUGUCUAUGUACACGAUGCUGGUUGGAGCAAAGCAGGAUCAGGCCUACUUCUCUGGGAAGCCUUUGGAGUUAUGCCCUAAGCUAGAUGAGAAGGUCCGGACUCAGCCCUGCCUUCAUGUCCCCAAGUGCAUAGAAACUUAAGGGGUGAAAAUGUCAGCCAGUAACCCUCCGACAGCUCCCAGGCCUCGUGGACCCCGUCCACACAAAUGUGCCCAGCAGUAAGGCAACACGUGCGGACUCAUUUCAAUCUAAAAUGCAUGGUACAUUGUUUAUUAAUAGAAUACUCACUCAUAUUCACAAACCAUAUUACUUCAAUUUAUAGCAAAAAUAUUUAACCGAUUAGCUGAGAAUGGCAUAAGAGUUUACAAUACUGUUAUAUAGUGCUGGACAGUUCAUUCUCUCCAUUUUAAACUUCCAGGAGACAAAAAAAUGCAUGAUGGCUCUAACCAUGAAAUAACAUUCUUACAUGCUAACAUGCUGUCAUUGUUGCCCUGACCACUGUAUCCUGACUUUUUGUAUUAUGAUUCCCUGUUGGUAAAAUACCCCAGAGCAAUUAAAGAUGUCCCAGAGCUCUCUGGGAAAUAAAGUGACUAUAUGUA